ACACUGGGCGGGCCAAUUAAAUAGCAGGCGUGGACUUGUGUGAAUUCUGACAAGCAGACGUGCAGGUGCCGUGUUAGGCGAGUGAAGACGCUGCAGCCACAUCCGAACAUCCAACAGCCAUGGGAGCGGCUCUCUGCGCGACUACGGAGGUAAUGGAGCCGAGAAGCGAGAGGCGUGUGUCUCAAGUUCAGACUCAAGCUCAAGUUCGUAUGGACAGCUGGAUGAGUCACAUGCCGCCAGCCCUGCAGGACAUCCCGCUCAACCUCUUGGCCAUUCCAGGCAGCCACAAUGCAAUCACGUACAACCUGGACAAACAAGGCAAAUCUGCCGUCGACCCGAGCCAGCCUGACUUGCUGAAGAAGGCGGACAAAUACACCAGCGGCCUCAUUCGACCCUUAAUGCACAAGUGGUGUGAAACCCAGAAUCUCACGGUGACACAACAGCUGAACAUCGGCAUCCGCUAUUGCGACCUGCGAAUCGGGCACAGGCCCAAGGACAACUCGUCCAACCUCUACUUCUACCACGGCUUAUACAGCAAAGUUACAGUGGAGGAGAUUCUGGUCGAGAUUCGCAGGUGGUUGGACAACCACCCUCACGAGGUGGUCAUCCUGUCCUUCAGCCACUUUUUGGACAUCGACAACAACCGACACAUCCGGCUGGUCAACACCAUCCGAAAGAUCUUCUCAGGCAAACUCUGUCCCAGAACGGAAAUGCCAACACUUCGGAAGAUGUGGCAGUCAGGCCAACAGGUGAUCGUGUCGUACGAAGAGCACGCCUUCGUUAACCGCAAUACUGACCUUUGGCCACACAUUCCGUACUGGUGGGCCAACAAGGUCAAGGCACGGGACCUGAUUAAGAGCUUAGAGAACCACAAGAGCGGUGGCAGACCGAGAGGUUUUUUCGCCGCUGGGAUCAACUUGACAGUAGACCUGCCGUACAUCACCAAGCAUCUGCACAAAUCUCUCAAAGACCUGGUGAAGGCCUCCAACCCAGCGGUGCUUGCGUGGGUGAAGCGGCAGAGCCCCGGCAACCAUCAGCGCGGGAUCAACAUCGUGGCGGCGGAUUUUGUCGGCGACGGACACUUUGCGCAAACCGUCGUGUUGCUUAACCGCAAACUACUGAAUUAGGAGCACGCGUCUGAGCACAGGCCUCAAAAAACGAACCAAAAAAACAAAAACUGUGUCCCGCACACACUAAACUAAUACAUAGAAUAAAAUAAAGCCUAUCCGCCAACAAGGUUGAGAAAAAAAGUUAGGGAAAAGUUUUUAUUUUAUACGAAUAUUGUCAGUGAAAAAAUAUUUGCUUGUAUGACUGGUUUAAGGGACUGCAAUGUGAUUAAAAUUGUAUUUUACAUGGGUGCAAAAAUUA
Syngnathus typhle (broad-nosed pipefish) is the source of this 1368-nucleotide messenger RNA. RefSeq names its product phosphatidylinositol-specific phospholipase C, X domain containing 1 (gene plcxd1.1). The record is from RefSeq and is a predicted model, not a curated record. The transcript is spliced from 7 exons. Gene Ontology annotation, molecular function: phosphoric diester hydrolase activity. Gene Ontology annotation, biological process: lipid metabolic process. Lineage: Eukaryota; Metazoa; Chordata; Actinopteri; Syngnathiformes; Syngnathidae. The coding region runs from base 120 to 1127 and encodes 335 amino acids.